UUUAGUGGAUACCUCAAUAAUUUGCUCUUUGAAGUUUUGGUUGAUUGAUGAUACACACAUACAGGGGAGCUAUUCGUAUCAAGAACACGCUCUCUCUUGCUCUCAAUGUAAUGUAAAGGAUAUCCUGACGGCCAGUUGAUUUCUUUAGAACUUUCACAUAGAUAGAGAGGGAGGGAAAGAGAUGAGCAGCUCAGAGACCCUGGUGGAAGCGGCACUACGAGUGCUCAACACGGCUGACCCAGUUGAAAAGGCCCGGCUGGGUGACGAAGUAGCUAAUAAAUGGCUACAGGGUCUCAUCACUCAGGCCUAUGACCCAUCCCAAGACGUCAUUGUACCGGAUCGCCCUGCUAGGCUUAGCAACGUGAAACUAGUGUCACCUAGCAUGAUGCCGAAACUGGGCAAAGCUGGAAGCUUGCAGAGUAGACAAGCCAUUGUACACAGUCUUGUCCACACUGAGAGCUGGGCCGUUGACUUAUCUUGGGAUAUAAUUGCUCGUUUCGGCAAGCAAGAGUGCAUGCCCAGAGAUUUUUUCACUGACUUCGUGAAGGUGGCACAAGAUGAAGGUCGGCAUUUCACCCUGCUUUCUGUGCGGCUUGAAGAACUAGGAUCAUUUUAUGGAGCUUUACCUGCCCAUGAUGGUCUCUGGGACUCUGCUAUGGCUACUUCUAAUGAUUUGUUGGCACGUUUGGCUAUUGAACAUUGCGUUCAUGAGGCUCGAGGGCUGGAUGUGAUCCCGACGACAAUAUCUCGCUUCCGCAAUGGGAGAGAUGAUCAGACUGCUGACCUGCUGGAGAAAGUCAUUUACCCUGAAGAGAUUACGCAUUGUGCUGCAGGAGUUAAGUGGUUUAGGUAUCUUUGCUUGAGGUCCAGAAAUCCAGAUGUGAUUGAUGGAUUGCUGAUGCCACAGAAAAAUGAAGUUAACUACAGUGAUAAUGAUGUGGAAGCUGAUGAUGAAGUAAUUCGGAUGUUUCAUGCAACUGUCAGGAGAUACUUUAGGGGCCCAUUAAAGCCUCCUUUUAAUGAGACAGCCAGAAGAGCUGCUGGAUUCGGUUCUCAAUGGUACGAGCCUUUGGCUAUCAAAGAUGUAGCAACUGAAUGAGUUGAUAGUGUUUUAGAUUCUUUGACACCACUAACUGCGAUAAGGUUUUUCUCGCCAUUCAUUCUCCUUGUGACGGCAUUUUCCUGUGUUUACCAGCUAUACAAUUACCUAUUGAAAUUCGUAGAUUAUUUGUAGACUCUUGUAUUUGACCAGCACUACAUAGUUUUGCUAGCUUUGCUUUGUGCUACGAUACAGAGAAACAGAACGGAGACUUGAUAUUAUAUAGUGAACAAACGUUCCCCUAGGACAAUUAAUAAGGGGUCCUUAUCGAGUAUCACUAAUAAAACCUACGAAAUCAAGUCAUGAUGUGUUUCUAUCAA
Coffea eugenioides is the source of this 1419-nucleotide messenger RNA. RefSeq lists its product as uncharacterized. Bases 182 to 1099 code for a protein of 305 amino acids. The record is from RefSeq and is a predicted model, not a curated record. The transcript has 4 exons. NCBI's taxonomy places the organism in Eukaryota, Viridiplantae, Streptophyta, Magnoliopsida, Gentianales, Rubiaceae.